AUGAUCCAGCAGCACCCCCUGGAGCGGGCCUACCCAGCUCUCGCCUUGCGGGCCACCUCAGGGGUAACUCGGGAUCUGGACACCAGGUGUGUUUUGGGGCACUGGCGGGAAAGUAGUUCCGAGGAGAACAUGGCCACCCACUUCUCUAGACUUAGCCUAUAUAUUGACCACCCCUACUGCAGCCUCCCUAAGACUUUCCCCCCUGCCCUGCCUCCACUCAGGAGCCCCUAUUCAGAGUUGCUUCUCUGGCGAUACCCUGGAAGUCUGAUCCCAGAGACCCUCUGGCUGUUGAGGAUAGGGGAUACCUCCAGCCCCCACUUUGCUGCAAUCCCAGCUGGUGAUACAAUCAAGCUCUGAGCAUUGGCAGACUAUGACUCUCCCUACUUUCUUGCCUGAUAUAAGACUGACAGUUUCUAUGAAGGGACAGGGUAAUUGCUUAUACUCCUCUACAUCAGGCACCUGGGCACCAAGAUCUACCCCUAACAGAGGAGGACAUUGAGCUCAGUGGAAUCUUGGGUUGGGAGGGGCAGCAGCAUGGGGAGGAAGUGUCCUCUCCGAAAGUGAAUAAAGAUUGCCUAGCAAUUGAAGCCUUCA
Molecule: messenger RNA, 594 nt
Organism: Cavia porcellus (domestic guinea pig)
Lineage: Eukaryota; Metazoa; Chordata; Mammalia; Rodentia; Caviidae
Gene: Hcfc1r1
Product: host cell factor C1 regulator 1
Exons: 3
Coding region: 1-357 (118 amino acids)
Source: RefSeq, a predicted model, not a curated record